This is a messenger RNA of Salmo salar (Atlantic salmon), 858 nucleotides long. Its product is annotated as NACHT, LRR and PYD domains-containing protein 3-like. Gene Ontology annotation, molecular function: protein binding. NCBI's taxonomy places the organism in Eukaryota, Metazoa, Chordata, Actinopteri, Salmoniformes, Salmonidae. The record is from RefSeq and is a predicted model, not a curated record.
GACCUGAAGGAUUCAGGAGUGAAGCUGCUCUCUGCUGGACUGGGGAAUCCCCACUGUGAACUGGAGACUCUGAGGCUGUCACGCUGUCUAGUCACAGAGGAAGGCUGUGCUUCUCUGGUCUCAGCUCUGAGGUCAAACCCCUCACACCUGAGAGAGCUGGACCUGAGCUACAAUCACCCAGGAGACUCAGGAGUCAGACUGCUCUCUGUUGGACUGGAGGAUCCACACAGCAGACUGAAGAAACUCAAUGUGGAACAUGGUGGAGAGUACACAAUGAAACCUGGGCUUAGAAAAUAUGUCUGUGAUCUCACACUGGACCCAAACACAGUAAACAGACACCUCUCUCUGUCUGAGGAGAACAGAAAGGUGACAUGUAUGAGAGAGGAGCAGCCGUAUCCUCAUCACCCAGAGAGAUUUGAGGUCUGGAGACAGGUUCUGUGUAGAGAGGGUCUGACUGGGUGCUGUUACUGGGAGGUAGAGUGGAGUGGUGAAGGGGCUGAUAUAGGAGUGACAUAUAAAGGAAUCAGCAGGAGAGGAGGGGGUGAUGACUGUGGUCUUGGAUACAAUGACAAGUCCUGGAGUCUGUCCUGCUCUGACAACCGUUACACUGCCAGGCACAAUGAUAAUCCCACUACCAUAAACGUCCCCUCCUCCAGCUCCCACAGAGUAGGAGUGUAUCUGGACUGGCCAGCCGGCACUCUGUCCUUCUAUAGAGCCUCCUCUGACACACUGACCCACCUGAUCACAUUCACCUCCACAUUCACUGAGCCCCUCUAUCCAGGGUUUAAUGUUUAUGAUGACUCCUCAGUGUCCCUGUAAAUAAUAACCUGACACACACACACACACACACAAGCUGGA